Messenger RNA from Sapajus apella (tufted capuchin), 8604 nucleotides. It is a transcript of the gene WDFY2, whose product is annotated as WD repeat and FYVE domain containing 2. The record is from RefSeq and is a predicted model, not a curated record. NCBI's taxonomy places the organism in Eukaryota, Metazoa, Chordata, Mammalia, Primates, Cebidae. The transcript has 12 exons. Gene Ontology annotation, molecular function: metal ion binding; protein binding. Bases 556 to 1647 code for a protein of 363 amino acids.
GGCAGAUAUAAUUUAAAACUUUGUCCAGUGUGAUGACUUAAAUAAUAUCUUUAGGAAGUAUCUAACUCUGUCUGAGAUAAAAGUGCUCAGUUUCUCACUCUGCUUUUAACCCUGGAAUGGCUUAAGAGUGUGGGGUGAGGUGUGCUGCCUAUGAUAUCUUGGCAGUGGGACACUGAUUUUUUCCUUCUGUUUGAUGUUCACUAUUUCCUCUGGUCUCUGAAUAAUACCUUUUAACCUCCUACUAGUGUUUGCCUUGCUGGCAUAUGCUGAUGAUGUUAUAGCUGGAAAUUCAUGGUUGGGCAUUUCUGUUUGGUCAGAAACUCAUGGUGCUUCCCAAGUAGUUCAGUCUUUGGCUUUUGCUCUGAGUUCUAGGUAUCUGCCUUGUCUCUCUACAGCUGCUGGCCUGGAACUUCAUGCACAGCCUUUGCUGCAGUAUCACCCUGUUCCAUAGCAAGCUCCAUGGACACCACUAGCUCAGAAAAUCUGCCUCAGAGCUUAUAAUUAUUUGAGCAUGUUGAAAAACUCCCUUGAGACAAUGGCUUGGCUUACAAAAUCAUGGACUAUAUAAUCCUUCUGUUCAGGACAAUUCGUGUUUGGUUAAAGAGAGACAGUGGACAGUAUUGGCCAAGCAUAUACCAUGCAAUGCCUUCUCCAUGUUCAUGCAUGUCUUUUAACCCGGAAACAAGAAGACUGUCCAUAGGUCUAGACAAUGGUACAAUCUCAGAGUUUAUAUUGUCAGAAGAUUAUAACAAGAUGACUCCUGUGAAAAACUAUCAAGCGCAUCAGAGCAGAGUGACGAUGAUCCUGUUUGUCCUGGAGCUGGAGUGGGUGCUGAGCACAGGACAGGACAAGCAAUUUGCCUGGCACUGCUCUGAGAGUGGGCAGCGCUUGGGAGGUUAUCGGACCAGUGCUGUGGCCUCAGGUCUGCAAUUUGAUGUUGAAACCCGGCAUGUGUUUAUUGGUGACCACUCAGGCCAAGUAACAAUCCUCAAACUGGAGCAAGAAAACUGCACCCUGGUCACAACAUUCAGAGGACACACAGGUGGGGUGACCGCUCUCUGUUGGGACCCAGUCCAGCGGGUGUUGUUCUCAGGCAGUUCAGAUCACUCUGUCAUCAUGUGGGACAUCGGUGGGAGAAAAGGAACAGCCAUCGAGCUCCAAGGACACAACGACAAAGUCCAGGCCCUCUCCUAUGCACAGCAUACACGGCAGCUGAUCUCCUGUGGCGGGGAUGGUGGGAUUGUCGUCUGGAACAUGGACGUGGAAAGGCAGGAGACCCCUGAAUGGUUGGACAGUGAUUCCUGCCAAAAAUGUGAUCAGCCUUUCUUCUGGAACUUCAAGCAAAUGUGGGACAGUAAGAAAAUUGGUCUAAGACAGCACCACUGCCGCAAGUGUGGGAAGGCUGUCUGCGGCAAGUGCAGCUCCAAGCGCUCCUCCAUCCCCCUGAUGGGCUUCGAGUUUGAAGUGAGGGUCUGUGACAGCUGCCACGAGGCCAUCACAGAUGAAGAACGUGCACCCACAGCUACCUUCCAUGACAGUAAACAUAACAUAGUGCAUGUGCAUUUCGAUGAAACCAGAGGAUGGUUACUGACUUCUGGAACUGACAAGGUUAUUAAGCUGUGGGAUAUGACCCCAGUUGUGUCUUAAUGACUCCCCCAGGAAUCAGAAAGCUAGUAUUUACUAAAGAAAUGGUUGUUUUAAUCCAAAUCAUCACCAGAGCAGUAAAGCAGAUGUGUGAGAAGUCAGAAACUGAAGACCCUGGAUGAAUUUGCAGAUUACCUGUGCGUACAGUGGUAACCCAGCCAAGUGCACACUUGCAAGGGGACUCUUCCAACUUGUUCAUACAAUAGAAAAGAAGCUAUUUUUUUAACAAAUGGUUUAUACGGUCUGGCUGUGCUGCAUUGUUUUGACUAUACCGAAAAAUCUGUGUGGGGUGUUUAACUUUUAUACUUCUCAACACUCCAUUUUACUUGUUGCUUUGUGUGUCAGAGAAAUAAGGGAAGUAUCUAUUCAGAGUAUUUUGGUCAUUAUAGUUUCUGUGUUUUCUUUACUUCAACAUGUGUCACGUGGCCAGGGUCUUUUUCUUAUCUUCCCUCUGCAUCUACCUGCACCUUCUCUGCCUUUACUGGAGGGGAUGUUUUUACAUUAUUUAUUCCAGUGUUUCUGCUUUCAUGUCCUCCUCAGUGGAGACACUUGCAAACCCAUCAUAUGGGUUCGCCAGCUGGCUGUGGGAAUGACCUGAAGAUUUGUUUGUAAUGUCUGCCUCAUUCAUGUUCUUAUUAAGUAGAAAAGACUGUGUUUCUGCCUCAGUUGCCUCUGUCUUUUCCAUAUUAAAAAAAAAAAAAAAAUGCUGUGAGAAAGCUGCUCCCAACCAUGGUUAUCACAGAAGUAGAUUAUUUUAACUCAGAGCUUCAAUGAUCAGUGCCUGGAUCAUUUAGAAUUCAGUUGGAGCCUCCUGAGCCUUAGUUUUUUGACACAGCUCUUCCUCAUAACAAUGAAAAAAGAAUGACACACACACAGAACCCUACAUCAGCAGUCCUCAACUUUGUUGGCAUCAGGGACCAGCUUCAAAAUGAAACUGUUCCACCUCAGACCAUCAGGCAUUAGAUUCUCAUAAGGAGAAUGCAACCUAGAUCACUUGCAUGCACAGUUCACUAUAGGGUCCGUGCUCCUAUGAGAAUCUAAUGCCACCGCUGAUCUGAUGGGAGGCGGAGCUGAGGCAGUAAUACUCACUUGCCUGCUGCCCACUUCUGAUGUGCAGCCUCAUUUCUCUCCUCACAAGCCACGGACCAGUGCCCAUCCACAGCCCAGGGUUGGGGACCCCUACCAUACAUGCUCUUAAAAUAAGUGUCUUUAAGAUGUGUUUUUCUGUGUGACAUCAUCUCUGAACUUGAAUGUGUUCAUUAUAGCAAGGUUGUAAUUCUGCUGUAUUCCUCACCCUCUGUAGUCUGUCCCUUUAAAAACUAGAUAUUUUUCAUCAGAACACUUUGCACACUUUCUUACUAAAACAGUAUGUGAUUGGUCCGAGACAGGUACCUACAGUGCAGGCUGUGUUCCCAUGGGGAAUGGAAAAGAGGACUUCAGAGAGUACACCUGAAGAACUCUUUUAUCUAAGGGAGUCCAAUCAAGCUUGAGAAAAUGAAAUACUCUUGUGUGUAGUGGCUCAACUCAGGAUAUUGAAGUCCUUUUUAAAGUCUUAUUUCACCUGUAAAAAUGGAAAAUUAAUGGAAAGCCUGCUCUGGGUGCCUGCCCCUCCUAAGCACUUUACACAUACUACAGCUCAUUCAGCCUCGUGUGCCCGGAGCAUCAGGGAGCUCACCAGUCUCUUGAGGAUCACAGGCCAAUUGUUUGUCCUUCCCGACCCAAGCCCCACCUCACAGUGUCUUGCCCUCUUCUGAUUUUGCAGGUUUUUGGUGGUAAUACAUAUGGAAGUGAAAUUGAAAUCCCCCCUAUUAUUUUCCCUCUUUUCCUGGAAAGCCGUUUUUUGCCCUCACAAUCAUUCAUUCCUUCUCUAACUAGGGGGAAGCACUACAAGCCAUCCUCACUACUGCCCCUACGUGUGCUUUCUUCCUAGAGGUGAUUCUGCUGCCCCAGCAUUGGGAAGUAGGACCAGCACGUGUGUCCCAUGCAGCCAUGGUCCAUGGCAGCUGUUGCCUGAGCCAUCAGACCAGAUCAGCCCAUGUGACCAGAGCCCUGAAGAGGCACACACGCAUGCACUGCACAAGGCUGUUAGCGCUUGUCACUUCACUGCCCUGGUCCACACUACCCUUGCUUGCAUCAGUCAAAACCAUUAUAACUACUUGGAGUCUUUUCUGCAUGAUUGCUCCGUGAGAGAGCUUUAAUAAGGGAAUGAAAUUUAAAAUAUUCAAAUAUCUAUUUUGUAGUUUAUUACUAGAACCUGCAGCCACUUGCUAAGUUGUAUGUAAUAGAGGACUGUGUGUGGAAAAUGGGUAAUAGACAUGAAUCACUCUACUUUCCCUUCCUGAACUUUGAGCUUGGCCUGUCUAUAGAGAGAGGAACACAGUAUUAGGACAGUGAAGCCACAGCAAGCCUGUGUGGGUUCUGAGAUGGGUCUAGAUGCGUUCAGACCUCAUUCGGGAAGCAGUGUCCUGUCAGAUUGCGUAUGUACUCUACAGUGGCUCUGGCCUGUGGCCCUGCAUGCCACUCUACCGUCUCCCUCCCAGCCCACGGAGCCACUCAGAGGCUGAAGCCACUUGACAUCUCACUGGUGUGGAGAAUCAUGAUCAAGAAACCAUGGAUAAGUCAAGGUAUCCAUUGCUCUUCCUUUUUCUCUCAUCUGUGUGGGUGCUUGAAUUUGGUGAAAUGCGUUUAGCAAACCAACUGUAUGUCUGUAAUACUGUGAAUUCUUGAGUUUUGCAUUAACUGUCUCCCCCAUUUUUGUAAUUUGUAGAGAAAUAUGUACUGGUGUUGAGUGUCUUCCAAGCAUUUUAUGGAAAUGGAGGCUCCAUUCCUUAGGAGUGAAAGCCGGCGCCGGCACUUGGCUUUGUUCUGUCCAGGUGAACUCUCAUAAUUCUUGUUUUACCCUUUGGAUUUGCACUUUACAUAUAUUUUUGCUCUAUUACUUAAAACAUAUAGCAGCUCUUGCCAAUAAUGCCUAACGUGACUGUGUUGAGAAAGUGGCAGAUCGACACAUAUCAUACAGAGUUGUUCUCUGCCUGGCGGGACAAAACCACAUGCUCUCGGUUCCUCCCAACGAAUGACAUUACUUGACAUUACUGCCUGAAUGUGUCUUCACAAUAGCAACAUUGUUUGAGAUUAAGCAUUUGGAAUCUUGUGUCAUUUUGCAUGAGGUCAACCCACCAUAAUGAGUUUCUCAUUUGAUUGUUUUAAUUAUUCAAGAAAUCAUGAAGUCACAACACAGGAAGGGAUCUUCAGAGAUCUAGAGUGUUCCAAGCAGAAAACACAUUUAGUUAUAUACCAGGCAGUUAGCUAUGGCUGAGAUGUAAACAAGAGAAUCUAAAAGAAUGUUCAAGGAAUAGCUGUUUUUGAACAUUACUUAGUAAUGGCAUAAGUGGGAAGAGAGAUUUUCAGCGCCCUGAGACAGGGUGCUCUCUGGAAACAGGUUUGUUCCUCUUACUGCAAGUGUAUAUGACACUUAUUUUGGCCCCAGCCCUGUGGUGGGGGAGGUAAUUAUUGCCCUCAUCCACAUAAAUUCCUUCCUAUACAUCCCCCUUAGACCACUCCAGGGACAAAAUUGAAACGGAAAUCUAGGGGCACUUAAAAUUCACCCUACCCCAUUUGGCCAUGAUUCCUGGGCUUACAGCACUGCCCUUAUGGAAUAUUAUAUUUUCAUUUUCUGAGAUCCAUUUUAUAAAAGUGUAGGCCAGGUGCCAUGGCUCACACUUAUAAUCUUAACACUUCGAGAGGACAAGGUGGGAGGAUCACUGAGCCCAGGAGUUCAAGACCAGCCUGGGCACCAUAGCAAGACCCUGUUGCUACCAAAAAUUUAAAAAUUAGUUGAGUGUAGUGGCACACUUCUGUAUUCCCAGCUACUCAGGAAGCUGAGGCAGGAGGAUCACUUGAGCCCAGCAAUUCAAGGAUGCAGUGACCUAUGAUUACACCACUGCAAUCUAGCCUGGGCAGCAGAGCAAGACCCUGAAUAAAUAAAUAAAAGUAUAAUUUAUUUUUGCCUGACAUUAAUCACUUCUUAAGGCCCAAAUUUUGUUUUUUAAGCAAAAGGAUAGCUCUAACUGUGGGUCACAGUUACUGGACGUUCACUAAAUGAGAUUCCUUUGGUUAUGGCUAUUCAUAGAAGUUUAAUUGUAUGUAAGUGUUCCUGUUCACUAAGAUUUAUAUUUCAAAGUGAAAGAAGGCACUUUACCAAUACAUUAUUUUUUUCUCCUUUAAAAUAAUGUUGUUGAAUUUUUCCUAGUAUGAAGGCAGAUAUGUAUUAACUUGAGAUUCAAAAACGCAGAAAUUAAGUUCAUGUUGAACACUGAGUUAUCUAGAUGAUCUUUGAGAUUUGAAUGUUCAUAUCAACCGUGCUGAGUGCUGACCAGGCUUUAAACUAGGCACUGGCGGUGCAAGGCAUCUGAGGCCCAUUCCCAGGCUGGGCAGAGGUCACACAGUGAGUAAAUGGGUCAUUUCAGUACAAUGUGGUCGUGAUAGAGGCACGCCAAGGGUGCCACUAACCCAGCAGGUAUGGCAGGAGGAGCUUCCCAGAGGAAAGGACUUGAGCUCAGUGUUAAAGGAUGAGGAGUGAGUCAUAAGGGGGAAAAAUGGAAAUGACUUUUCAGGGCUUCAGAGAUAGCAUAAACAAAGGCUUGAGUGCUGGAGUCAGUGUGGUGUGUCCAGGGAUCACAAGUGGGCUGGAGCUGCCGGAGAACAGCCACGUGGCUCAGCUACAGUGCCAGAACCAAGCUUGUCACCAUCAGAUGCUGCUGUUCCCUGGCCUCAGAGGAAGCAGCACACAUCUCACCAGGAGGGGUUUCCCCAGAGGCUCCUCCUGCAGCCAAUGCUACUAUUAGUUUAUAUUAUAAUAGUAUCAGUUUCUUUUUCUUUGGAAAUCCCUAGAGCUGUUAUCUGAAAACGACCCAAGAUAACUAAUUUUGGAUCUUUGGGUGCACAGCCUCUCACUGGAAUCUGGGAGGAGGUGGAGACUAUUACAUGCACAGCCUGCAACCAGGAAGGACUCCCAGACUAACGCCAAAAAUGUGCUGGGCUCAGCUGGUCCACGUUGGUAAAGGAAAGCCCUGGACCUGCGGCAGGAAGGGAUUGUUCUAUUGAGUGUGACAUUGCACCGACAGGCGGUGCCGCGUGUUUGGGUGCAGCUGCUGCCCUCCAAUUCCUGCUCCUGCAAGUCGCAGAUCAUUCCAGUCCAAUGUGGGGGAUCCUCUUCACAGGGGCACUUGCAAGGGGAAGGGAGAGAUUUUUGUCAAUUCAUACACAGGUCUGCCUGGGAGACCCAGUCCUGUGGAGGCAGGAACACUGCACCACAUGGGGGCAUGGCAGUGCCUGUCUUUGCUAUCACAUCAUUUGCCUUUUUCUUGUAGGACCCAAAGAUCUAUGUCCAAAACAGUCCAGAAACAUCUGUGUUCCUGUUUAAACUGCAGCUCAGAUUCAUAACCAAGAACCACAUGUCAACCCUUCAGGGUUGUGGUUUGUAUUUUUGCCUUUAAACAUUAUCCUUUCCACCAAGAAUCCUACUUAGGUUUGACACGUGAAAGCAGUGUCUAAAAAUUAGAUCUGCCCUAAACUGGAAUGGGAUGUCUUCCUUGCAUGUCCCAUACUAGGGAUUUUUUUUUUUUUUUUUUUUAAACAAAGAGUAUGUAGCCUUUGCCAGACAUGUUGAAAGGGAGAUGAAAGGCUUGAGUAAGGGAUGAAUUGAAUCAUCAUUCUUAAGGUCCCUUCCAGUCCUGUGACUCUAUGAUUCUAUGAGUCUUGUUUAUUACCGGACUUGCCUAACCCAUUACCAGUGACCUGCCCGCAUAUUGCUGCCUUCGCUUGGAUAAAGGAGAGUCUAUCACCACAUGCCUUUGUUGUCUUCCAUCAUAUCAAGUGAGUUGCUUUCUGGACUUUUUCCAUCUAGAGGCUACUAAGUUUGGUUUUGGAAAAAGAUGAAGUUUCUUUUCAUGAGUUUGUAGGAAAAAAAAAUUUUUUUAAGAUGGUAAAGGUGGAAAUUAAUCAUGGUACCAUCUCAUUAAAAAUAGAUACCUCAAAAUGUUUACCUUUGCAAGAAUAUCUGACUUGGAAGUGUCAGGAAUUGCAGGUUGACUUAAAAGUUAGAUUGGGAAUCUGACCUUGAUAUUUAUGAUUCUUUUUUCCCUUGGUUAUCGGGGAUGCAUGAGAAGGUGAGCGGUCACUCACAAAGGGAAAAUGGUUUGAAAAAUGUUUCUCAUAUAUAUAAUCUUUUUAUCAUUUAAGUGGAUGGCAGCCUUACAUUGGUAGUAUAUGCCAAUAUGAAGUAUGGACCAAAAUACUAGUGUCACUCGUAACCAUUGUACUCAUGUAUUUGUGUCUUAUACCAUUUGCCUUGCUUUUUAAAUGACUUUGUUUUUUCAAGGUACUGUCAUUUUGCAAAAGGAAAUCUUUAUAUGAAAAGUACAAAAACUGUUACUAACUGGACAACAGGGAAGGUGCUGGCCCCACAUUAGUGCCUGCCUACCACUCAACCUCUAACCAGGGACAUGGAUCUUCCAUUCUGUACCUCCACUGGGCUGCAGCCCACUUCUGGACCUGGCUGCCGUGGGCAUGUUACCGUAUGGGCAUCUUUUUCUUUUUUUGAAGUGAGGAGAUUAUUCAGGAGGUCAGGCUGAGAAGGUAAUAAGCCUGACGUUGGAACAGAUUUCUCCCGUGUGGUCUGGCUGGACCCCUCCAGCAUUUGCCACUCCCUGCCAGUCCUGAUCAGUCCUGACUUUGACUUCCUGAAUGUGAUUAGCUGGUAAUGAGCAAGAAUUUCCGAGAAUGUUGAAAUGUCUGUAUCCAGGCCUCCAUUCAAAUGCUGCUGAAUAUUGUGAAUGUUUUUACUCCGCUCACUUUCCCGCUGUGCUUCCCUCUAACCAAAAUAUACGUGUAGCUGUUACCAACGUACAACUCUCAGUGUGGAGUUGCCUCCAUGGUUUAAAAUACAUGUCUGUGAAAACC